Messenger RNA from Orycteropus afer afer, 894 nucleotides. It is a transcript of the gene MRPL1, whose product is annotated as mitochondrial ribosomal protein L1. The coding region runs from base 1 to 894 and encodes 297 amino acids. The transcript has 8 exons. NCBI's taxonomy places the organism in Eukaryota, Metazoa, Chordata, Mammalia, Tubulidentata, Orycteropodidae. The record is from RefSeq and is a predicted model, not a curated record.
AUGGCGGCGGCCUCUAGAUGCCUCAGUAGAGUCUUCAUACAUCAUCAGAGGCAUAGUCUUUCCAAGACGGCUUAUCAGACAUCUCUUUCUCCUUGUUUUGUAAAUGUUCAGGUGCCCAACAGACAUUUUGCUGCAGCUACAAAGCCUGCAAAGAAAACAAAGAAAGGUCCCAAAGAAAAAGCAUCAGAUGAAAAAAAAGAUGAAAUAGAAAAAAUAAAGUCAUACCCCUAUAUGGAAGGCGAGCCUGAAGAUGAUGUCUAUUUAAAACGCUUUUACCCAAGGCAGAUAUAUGAGGUGGAGAAAGCUGUUCACCUACUUAAGAAAUUUCAAAUUUUGGACUUCACUUAUCCAAAUCAAAGUGUUUAUCUUGAUUUAACACUGGAUAUGUCACUGCAGAAGAAGAAUGCAUCAGAGAUUAAAAUAGCAGAAGAAAAUGGAGCUGCAUUUGCAGGAGGAACUAAUCUGAUUCAGAAGAUUUUGGCUGAUGAAAUUCAUGCAGACUUUUAUGUAGCUGUUCCAGAAAUAAUGCCUGAACUUAAUCCACUAAGGAAGAAACUAAAAAAAAGAUUUCCAAAGCUUAUUCGAAAAUCCAUUGGCCGGGACAUCCCCAAAAUGCUUGAAUUAUUUAAAACCGGACAUGAAAUUGAGGUAGACGAAGAAAGGGAGAACUUUCUUCAGACCAAAAUAGCAACACUGGAAAUGUCAAGUGAUCAGAUAGCUGCCAAUCUGCAAGCUGUUGUCAAUGAUGUUUGUAGGCACAGACCACUAAGUUUGGGACCCUUUGUUGUACGUGCUUUCCUUCGUAGCUCAACAAGUGAAGGCUUGUUACUAAAAAUGGAGCCAUUCUUGCCUAAAGAAGGAGAAACCAAAGAAAGUAACAAAGAAGUUGCCUAA